AUGCAACACACCAAUGCCCGUGAUCAAGAUAAUUCCCAGUCUCCUGUUCAAUUACUCCAUUCCUUUAAUUAUAUCAAUUUUAAUUUUACAUCGGAACAGGCACGACAAGAAUAUUUCAAUGAACAAAUUUACAAGAAUGUCAUGUUGGCUGGUGUCAAAGUUGAUGCUCAAGGAAAUUUGUAUGUUUCAAUGCCAAGAUGGAAAUCUGAUAAAAUUCCAGCAACAUUGGCAAAGAUUUCAGUAUCGCCAUCACCCAAUGAAUCUCCACUUUUAGAACCAUUUCCUAGUUGGGAAUGGAACGAUGUGAAUAAUGCAACAUUUGGAUUACAAAGUGUUUUAGGAUUUGAAAUUGAUGGUCAACAGAGAAUGUGGAUUUUGGAUCAAGGAAAAGUUGCAGGAAAAAAAGCAGCUGAGGAUAGCAUCAAAUUAGUCAUUUGGGAUUUGGUAAAGAAUCAAUUGAUUGCCAAAUAUCAUUUCACAGCAGAGGAAGCUUCCCGAACAAAUUCCUUCCUAAAUGACCUCGUGGUAGAUACGGAACAAAAUGUUGCCUAUAUUAGUGACAGUGGUAUUCCAAUUGAUAAUCCACAAAAUGAUCCAUCUAUUCAUCCACAACCUGGAAUUUUAGUCAUUGAUAUUGAUACCAUGAAAGUGAAAAGAUGGUUCGAUGGUUUACCACAAGUUCAAGUCAAUGAGAGUGCAUGGCUUGACGUCAAUGGAAAGAAAUGCCUUGAAAAAUCACCAAUGAAAACUGGUGUAGAUGGAAUUGCACUCAGUUGUGACUCUAAUCGUUUAUAUUGGACUCCUCUCUCAUCUAGAACAUUGUAUGGAAUUGAUGCCAAUUUGUUAAUCAUGUAUCCUGCAAACACUUCUUUAGUGAAUAAUAGAAUUAUCAAUUUUGGAGAUAAGAUUUCAGCCAGUGAUGGAUUUGCCAUGUCAUCAGACUCAGUCUUGUAUAUGACUGCCAUUGAGAAUAACACUAUUUAUGAAGUGGAUGAAGAGGUCUAG
Messenger RNA from Naegleria lovaniensis, 1005 nucleotides. RefSeq lists its product as uncharacterized. The coding region runs from base 1 to 1005 and encodes 334 amino acids. The record is from RefSeq and is a predicted model, not a curated record. The transcript has a single exon. Lineage: Eukaryota; Heterolobosea; Eutetramitea; Acrasida; Naegleriidae.